Molecule: messenger RNA, 855 nt
Organism: Fraxinus pennsylvanica
Lineage: Eukaryota; Viridiplantae; Streptophyta; Magnoliopsida; Lamiales; Oleaceae
Source: the annotation of a GenBank genome assembly
AUGGAGGUAGAUGAGAUCGAAGCAGUGCUCGAAAAAAUCUGGGAUUUGCACGACAAGCUCAGCGAUGCCAUUCACUCAAUUUCUCGGGCUCACUUCCUGAACUCGGUCAAGAAUCCCCGUAAAUUCACCACCUCCGGUGAAUCCUAUUUCUACCCAAAAAAUCGAGCCUCCACCACCGCCGAAUAUUCCGACAACAAUCAUGGGUCGGGUUUUGUAUUCGUGAAGGAAUUCCGGGUCGAGGACGAUGAAUUGGCCCUUCAGGAAGCCAAGAGUCUCUAUGCCAUUCGAACUGCGCUCGAGAAUCUCGAAGAUCAGCUGGAAUUUUUCCAUAUGGUACAAACACAGCAACAGACUGAGAGAGAUGCUGCAAUUGCUCGUUUAGAGCAAAGUCGUAUCGUUCUUUCCUUGAGAUUGGCUGAACAUCAAGGUAAGAAGUAUAAAGUCAUUGAAGAAGCACAAGCUUUAGUGGGUGCUGUGCAAGAUGCUGGUCAAUUUAUUUCACCAGAAAAUCUCUAUGUUCCAAGCACGUACCCUUCUGGUCCAGGCUUUGAAGCUCAAGAAUCAACGAGGUCAAAUGUUCUUGUCAAUUUUCUUCUGUCCGGUUUAAAUUUUGUUUCCAAGUCCCUCAAAUUGGAUCACAUGGGUAGGAUAAUGGGGAAUUCUGCUUUGGUUGCUCUCAGCAUGCUUGCAUUAAUGCGUCUCAGCCAACUCGGUUGCAAGGACAAAUAUUUGUUGGACGCCACUCAGAUGCAAGAUCCUGCUGCCUAUGGCAGAGUCACGAGAGUUUCUCAUCCGCAUGGUCGACUGCCUGGUCGUCAUUCUUUACAGUUUGAUGUCAUGGUAGCUAGGGGUUAA